ACCACUAACAUGACACACGUACGUGUCAUCUUAUCGCUGGUCUCAACGGUCCACAUACGUUCCCACGCCGUGCUACUACAGUUCAAGCUCCUGGACUCAAUUCACUCCCAUCAUGCAUAUAGAUAGACCAGACCAGAAGAGAAGAAAGACAGGAGAAGAGGAGUUUAGAAGAGGAAAACGGGGAAGUGAGCGACGAUGAUGGUCCUUCCUCCCCGGCGACGGCAGGAGCUGAAUCUUGCAGUAAGUCUGCCGUUGCCAGGUCUGUUGCGCUGCAUCCUUGUAUUGGUCAUAGCCGUGCGCCCUUCUACCGCAUCAAUUUUUUCGGACUGUGGGCCCUCCCCUUCCUCCCCUGUGAAGGACGGCGACGUCUGCAUCUUCCAGCUUGAGCUGCCCAUUAUUGGAGUUCUGCAGAGCUCCUGGGACGCAGGCGUCAUAGACGGCGCCCUCCACCUCACCACCGACGACGUCUACCAGCCGCCCGUUUAUUACCCGCCCGACCCCAAGAGGCGGGCCGGAUGUGCCAUCCUCCUGGAGGAAGUCAUUCUGUGGCAGCCGGUCCGUAAACCAUCCGACAUCAACUUUAAGUGGCAAUGGCCAUGGAGGUACGACGAGCCAAAGCUUGAGGCGUCCUUCAACGCCACAUUCACCAUGAGCGCCAACACAUCACGCCGCGGCGACGGCGGCCUUAUGUUCGGGAUACUGCCUUCCCCUCUGGAUGGCUUCCACAGAGCCACCUACGCAUCCUUGGCCAGGUCCCGGACCACAUUCCCCGACGGCCGCCGCGUCGCCAUCGAGGUCAGUCAAGCAGAGUACUACUAUUCUCAAGGUACUACCAGCAUGUACGUUUCCAUCGAGCCGGAGCCGAACACGACGUCCAUGGCGAUCUACACCGUCUGGAUCGAUUACAACGCCACCGCUCACAACCUAUCGGUGUAUGUGGUCGAGGGCGGCAAGCCCAAACCUGGGGAACCCACGCUUCACAUGCCGCUCAACGUCACCGACGUCGUUAGGUCGCCCCAAGGCGCUUCGGGUUACUUCGGUUUAUUCGCCUCAAAGAGCAGAUUCUUGCCCACUUGUCAGGCGGUGGUCUAUAGCUGGAACAUCACCAUGGAGAAGCUCCCGCCGGAACCCAUGCUCCCGGAACCCGUGCCUGAACCCAUGCCCCGUGAACCGAACCAUGGUCGUGAGCUGCAAAGAGAAUUCUUCGCCAUACUGCUGACGGUGGUGCUUCCUAUAGCCGUUAUCACGGCCGUCGUUUUCAUGGCGGCCUGCUACUUCUCGUCGAGGUACAGGGCUCUCAGGACGAGGCUCAAGCUCUCAGAGGUGCUGAGACAGCUCCCCGGGGUGCCCAGGGAGUUCAAGCACGCCACCAUCCGGAAGGCGACCCACAACUUCCAUGAGAUGAUGAAGUUGGGGAGAGGCGGCUUCGGCGCCGUGUACAAGGGAACGCUCCGGUCAGGGAAGCGCGGCGAGGGGCGCGUCGACGUGGCUGUGAAGAAGUUCACACGGAAAGACGACCGUGGCUACGAGGACUUCCUCGCCGAGGUCGACAUCAUCCACCGCCUCCGCCACAAGAACAUUGUCCCUCUUCUUGGUUGGUCUUACGAGAAUGGAGAGCUGCUACUGAUCUACGAGUACAUGCCCAAUGGCAGCGUAGACAAGCACCUGUUCCACGAAAAGCAACAGCACCGUGGCCACCAACAGCCAGUUCUGCCCUGGGAGAGACGCUACGACAUUGUGAAGGACGUCGCCGCCGGUCUGCACUACGUCCACCACGAGUACGAGCGCACGGUGCUCCACCGCGACAUCAAGGCAAGCAACAUCAUGCUCGACUCGGCCUUCCGCGGCCGCCUCGGCGACUUCGGCCUCGCGCGGGUCGUCGCCUUCGACAAGAACUCCUUCACCGACAUCGGCGUCGCGGGCACCUGGGGCUUCAUCGCGCCGGAGUACCCCGUCAGCCACAAGGCCACCCGGCAGACCGACGUCUACGCGUUCGGGGUGCUGGUCCUCGAGGUCGUCACCGGCAGGAGGUCGCUCGGCAAAGCGGACGACGAGUUCCCAAUGCUGGUCGACUGGGUCUGGUGGCUCCAUCAAGAGGGGAGGCUGCUCGAAGCCGUUGACGCCGAGCUCCGCGGGUCGGGGAUGGAGUUCGCCGCCGACGACGCCGCCCGGCUGCUGCUCCUCGGUCUGUCCUGCAGCAACCCGAACCCAUCGGACCGGCCGACCCUGGCCAACGUGCUGCAGGUUGUCGCCAAGACGGCACCGCUGCCGGACGUGCCGCUGGUGAAGCCCGCGUUUGUGUGGCCGCCGGAGGGGGCGUUACUGGACGACGACGUGGAUGAUGGGUUUGCGGGGACGAGCCGUGAUGAUUCUCGUUACUGGGAGGAGGAGGAGACCAUGCCGAGCUUCAUGUCGUCGGAGAUCACCAAGCGCAGGGCUCGGAAUGUAGAUCAGCACAAAGACGCGGGGGAGAUAGAGAGUUAUGUGUAAUCCAAUCUGUAGACGAUAGGCAUCUAUUGUUAUGUGUAAUCCAUUGUUACUGGUUUUC
This is a messenger RNA of Triticum aestivum (bread wheat), 2548 nucleotides long. Its product is annotated as L-type lectin-domain containing receptor kinase IV.2-like. Lineage: Eukaryota; Viridiplantae; Streptophyta; Magnoliopsida; Poales; Poaceae. The record is from RefSeq and is a predicted model, not a curated record. Gene Ontology annotation, molecular function: carbohydrate binding; protein kinase activity; ATP binding. The transcript is spliced from 2 exons. Bases 196 to 2490 code for a protein of 764 amino acids. Gene Ontology annotation, biological process: protein phosphorylation.